AUGAGUGUAUCAGCAAAACAGGUGGACGGAGAAUAUUUCAAGGCCAACGUUGUACAAAAGUACACCGAUAUUGUUGGAGAAAAACUCGGUGGGAAAGUGCUUGCGUUUUCUGACGAAUGGUUUGCUGCAGCUGAAAACCUCAUCAAGCCAAAGGAACCAAUCAGAGAUGCUACGAGGUUUGUCUAUUCCGGUGCCUGGUAUGAUGGUUGGGAAACGAGAAGACACAAUACUGAAGAAUGCGACUGGGUGAUCUUUCAAAUGGGGGUAUCAUCUGCUCAAUUGGUCGGUUGUGAAGUUGACACUGCGUUCUUCAAUGGUAACCAUGCUCCUUUCAUUUCCGUUGAGGCUGCCAAUGUGAGCUCCGAUUCAGAUUACAGAAACGCCGAAUGGGAGACUAUAAUACCCAAAUUUGAAUGCGGUCCAUCUCAGAAACAUUUCUUUGUAAGGGACCAGAUUACUGAAAAGACAUACACUCAUGUGAAGUUGAACAUGUAUCCAGAUGGUGGUAUUGCGAGGUUCAGACUAUACGGUAAAGUUGUUCCAAUCAUUCCACAAGAUUUGUCCAUUCAGUUGGACACUGCUAGUGCAAUCCAAGGUGGUGUGUGUAUUGCUGUCUCCGACCAGCAUUUUGGCUCUGCUGACAAUCUACUCCUCCCGGGAAGAGGCCACGAUAUGUCCGACGGCUGGGAAACCAAACGGUCUAGAGGAGAAAAUCAUAUUGAUUGGGCGAUAAUCAGAUUGGGACAUAAAACUAACAUCAAGAAAGUUACUGUCGAUACUGCACAUUUCAGGGGGAACUUUCCUCAGUAUGUCAAAGUUGAAGCAAUCGAUUCCGAUGUUGAUCCUCUGGUCGAUGAUUCCAAAUGGGAAACGAUAGUUGACAAGUCUAAGACAAGUGGCGAUCUCGAGCAUGAUUACACAGUCACCAAUGAUAAGUCCUACACACAUAUCAAGUUGAUCAUGAUUCCCGACGGUGGUGUUAAAAGAGUUAGAGCUUGGGGAACCUUAACUAACUAA
Molecule: messenger RNA, 1017 nt
Organism: Pichia kudriavzevii
Lineage: Eukaryota; Fungi; Ascomycota; Pichiomycetes; Pichiales; Pichiaceae
Exons: 1
Coding region: 1-1017 (338 amino acids)
Biological process (GO): allantoin catabolic process
Molecular function (GO): allantoicase activity
Source: RefSeq, a predicted model, not a curated record